This is a messenger RNA of Phialemonium atrogriseum, 1865 nucleotides long. RefSeq names its product PCI domain-containing protein. Gene Ontology annotation, cellular component: cytoplasm; proteasome regulatory particle, lid subcomplex. The record is from RefSeq and is a predicted model, not a curated record. The transcript has 4 exons. Lineage: Eukaryota; Fungi; Ascomycota; Sordariomycetes; Cephalothecales; Cephalothecaceae. The coding region runs from base 228 to 1709 and encodes 493 amino acids.
GGAGCUUGUAGAUGUGGUCCGUGUGCCAAAUCUGAGCUACCUCUCAGUCCAGCCUCGCAAGGCAGGAGCAAGUUGCGUAUCCAGAAUCCAGCUCCGUCUCUGCCCUCCCUCCUUCCAGUCAACCACCAUCCACGAAACCACAAAUACGACAAAUACGGAGAGAGAAUAACCUCUGCUAAUUAUUGAUUGGGAGAUUUUGUUCCGAUUCCCUCACUGCCAACGUCAACAUGGCCGAAGCAGCGUUUAAGCCUGAGAAGGACUACACUAAGGACGCUGACAAGCAGAUCCCAGAGGCCGAAGAGCUUGCGAAGUCUGAUAUUCAAGCCGCUAUUGAGAAGCUUUCUGGCCUCGAGAAACAGACGCGUCAGGCCUCAGAUCUCGCCUCCACGUCACGGAUAUUGAUCGCCAUCAUCACGAUUUGCAAGAAUGCCGGUAACUGGAGCUUGCUCAACGACCAAACCUUGGUGCUAUCCAAAAAACAUGGCCAGCUCAAGCAAGCUAUCACCCGGAUGGUACAGACUGUCAUGGGAUUCCUCGACGACACUCCCAACCUAGAGACUAAGCUGUCCAUCAUUGAAACCCUCCGAACUGUCACCGAGGGCAAGAUAUUCGUCGAAGUCGAACGUGCCCGCGUUACCAAGGUCCUCUCGGAUAUCAAGAAGCAGCAAGGCGACCUCAAGGCGGCUGCUGACAUCCUCUGCGAGCUACAAGUUGAGACCUUCGGGUCUAUGGAGCGACGAGAGAAGGUUGAGUUCAUUCUGGCCCAGGUGGCGCUCUGCAUUGAGAAUGGGGACUGGACACAAGCCGGCAUUUUAAGCCGGAAGAUAAGCACCAGAUACUUGUCGAGGAAACCCAAGAAGACCGCCGAACAGCUAGAGAAGGAACAAAAAGAACGCGAGAAGAAGAGGGAGAGAGGCGAGGAAGUGCAGGAAGAGAAGGAGGACGACGUUACCGACCUGAAGCUCCGGUAUUACGAGCAGCAAAUCAUCCUGGCGAAGCAUGAUGACAAAUACCUCGAUGUGUGCAAGCACUACAGACAGGUCUUGGACACUGAAGCCGUCGAGGAGGACCCGGAGAAGCUUCGAGCUGUUCUCCAGCGCGUCAUCUACUUUGUCAUCCUUGCACCCCACGACAACGAACAGCAUGACCUCCUCCACAGAAUCCAUCGCGACACCCGGAAUACCCAGAUCCCCUUGGACGCUGAGCUGCUCAAGCUCUUCACCGUCCAUGAGCUCAUGCGAUGGCCCGAGGUCUCCAAGAUGUUUGGCCCUCAUCUAUGCGGCACCGAGAUAUUCGACGCGGAUAAGGGCCAGUCAGGAGAUGAGAAGGCUUUCCAGCGCUGGCAAGACCUGCGCAAGCGGGUCAUUGAGCACAACGUGCGUGUCGUGGCCAAGUACUAUACUCGCAUCCAGAUGGGUCGCCUUACCCAGCUCCUCGAUCUUACCGAGGACGAGACCGAGAAGUACAUCAGCGACCUGGUGACUUCCAAGACGGUAUAUGCAAGGAUCGACCGGCCAGCGCGCAUGGUCAACUUUGCCAGGCCUAGAGAUGUGGAUGAUGUCCUGAAUGAAUGGAGCUCCAACAUGAAGAGCCUACUCGGCCUUCUUGAGAGGAUUGACCACCUCAUUACAAAGGAGGAGAUGAUGGCUCGGAUCCAGCCAGGCAAGUCGAAGAAGGGCAAGGAGGCCAAGGAGGUCAAGGCGCGUUAGAACGCCCAGGGCCUUAACUGGAGAUCGCCCGAAGGUGGGCUCGUUAACGGAUUGUAAUUGUAUGCGCUAGACAAUGCUCUCGGAAGAUGGAGCAGUGUAAAAUCGAUACAUCGCAUUGGUAUCUCAUCCACCCAUCGCUCUACCACUCUCCUGUCC